Pisolithus orientalis is the source of this 2257-nucleotide messenger RNA. Its product is annotated as heterokaryon incompatibility protein-domain-containing protein. Bases 1 to 2160 code for a protein of 719 amino acids. NCBI's taxonomy places the organism in Eukaryota, Fungi, Basidiomycota, Agaricomycetes, Boletales, Pisolithaceae. The transcript is spliced from 2 exons. The record is from RefSeq and is a predicted model, not a curated record.
AUGGCCUCCGAGUUUGCAAAACUUUGUGAAAUGUGCUCAAAGCUGGACAUACAACGCAUUACGCACCUCCCCCAUCCCUGCCGCGAGCUGCUGCCCUGCUCAACAUCCCCAAACGUGGGCAGAUACCCAGCAUAUAUCGCUCUUGGAUCUGUCGGUGAAAUCAAGAGUCGGCGCUUAGGUUGCGAUCUUUGCCAUCUCAUCGCCGAAAGACUGGAUAAAGAGCCCUCAGACCUCAGUGGAGAAUGUCGUAUAACGGAAAUCUCAGAGUUUUGCAAUUUCAAGUUGCCGAAGACAGUCGAGGUGCAAGAUCCCAGCGUUACGCAUUUCCAUCUUACACAGGCCUCCGUGAUUUUUGAUACGUCCGAGGCGAAUCUGUUCCAGGGACCUUCCCUCCCUUGGGAACUCAAAUCGAGAGAUACCCGAGGAACCCACUACAUUCUUUGUUUGCAGGCUAAGGCCAGAUCCUACGCCGAAGCAAGAAAUCCAACUCUGGUAUCCACCCAAACGGAACAAGAAUUUCUCGGCACCAUCGGCGGCAGAUGCGUUUCCGUACAAGUAAAUACACAGCUCAUACGCUCAUGGCUCGAACAGUGUGAAAACAAGCACGGGAGGGAUUGCAGGCCUUCCUUGCCACUUCCGGUGGAACAAGCUAGAGAGCCGACCUUCGUGAUUGACGUGAUCCAGUCAUGCCUCGUGUAUACUCCCUCGCAAUGCCGCUAUGUUGCCUUAAGUUAUGUCUGGGGUACAGUUCCCGUUUACAAGCACCUUGAAGAGAACACCCAAAAUCUUCGGAAGACAGGUUCCUUACACUCAUUGCCUAUCCCCGCCACAAUUCAAGAUGCCAUUAUCCUAGUACACGCCAUCGGAGAGCGCUACCUAUGGGUAGACUCACUUUGUAUCAUCCAAAAUGACUUGCAGAUGCUGCAAGCGGAGAUCACGCGGAUGGGAUCAAUUUAUUCGAAAGCUCUGUUUACUAUAAUCGCCGCCUCUGGGGAUAAUGCAGACAGUGGCCUUCCAGGUGUCAGGCGGGGAUCCCGUGAACAAGUACAGAAGGCUUUGAAGUUCACCAACUGUGAACUCCUGACGGUCAUUGAUGUCCGUCAGACACCAGGUGGGCUCGACGACACACCGUGGGCACAGCGGGCAUGGACAUUCCAGGAACGAAUCUUGUCCAACCGGGUGCUGGUAUUCUCGGAGAGUCAAGUUUACUGGAGUUGUCGUGCAGCAGUGUUCUCAGAAGAACGAGCUCUAGAAGAUGUCCGGGACAUCGAUCAGCGGCUCUUUUCAUUCCCCCAGAAAGUCGCCGCUGACUGUCUGUCCUGGGAGCCUCUGCAGCCAUCCGAGUAUGGCGAUCUCUAUGCUGACCUGCUCUCCGGUUACCGAAAGCGGCGCUUGAGCUAUCAAACAGAUAUUCUGAACGCGUUUAAUGGCGUUUCCGAGAUUCUUGCAGCACUCCAGGACGAUACAUUCUUCUGGGGCCUUCCGGGAUCACUUUUUUCAUAUGCAAUGACAUGGCAUUUCACCGGUCAUUCUACACGAAACCAUGUUCUUGUCCCCAUCGUCGGAAGCAACGGCCUCAAAGAGACGAUCCCAGUUCCUUCCUGGAGCUGGGCGGCAUGGUCGGGGGACUCAAACCAUCCUCCUUUUCUCCAUGCUGGAGAUGGCGGUCCUGUGCGACCUGUAAUUGAUUUCAACAUAGUGGACUCAAAGCAUCAGCUGAUUAGGAUUAAAGAACGGCCAUGGCAGGACCACCCAAAUGAUGGCGUUCAUCCUUUAUGGCAGGAGCAGGAACCUCACCGGCUCCAAUCUCUCACACAGUGUUCCCAUUCCCAAAUUGGCCAGUUGUACUUCUGGACCAGUUUUGCGAAUGUAAGAGCUGUUCGACGCUGGAGAGUCCAGGGACCGCAUCGGGUGGGUAGGGUGGAAUACACACUUUCCCCACCUCCAAAUUUUCAACCAGACCAAGGGCCCGCCAAUUAUCGCUCCGAAAUUGUACUCCAGGACUUCAUCGUGGUUGCGGCACGUGGUGUUAGAACUCUGAUCCUUCUGGCUAUCGAGUGGAAAGAUGGUGUAGCAUACCGAGAGGGAACAGUUGCAGUUGACGAAGCGGACUGGCUUCAGAUCAAGAACAGGCAGUGGCAGUUGAUCACACUGGGAUGAUUUACAUAAUUACAUGGAAUGGAUAGCUACGCACUUCAUAUGCUUGCCUCUUUUGCUACCCACUUUAGCAUUGGAGUUGCAGCGAUGAGCCGGGACG